GGCGGGGCCCGACAAGGGACUAUAUAAACAGCUGCGCCUGCAGCUUGCAGCGUACAUCGUGCUGGGACUUUGAAGCGUCGUGUUGUCUUUAUACUCAUAGAGGACCGAACAAAAUGGCAUCAGAUGAGGGAAAGCUCUUUGUUGGUGGACUGAGUUUUGAUACCAAUGAACAGUCACUGGAGCAAGUCUUUUCCAAAUACGGACAGAUAUCUGAAGUGGUCGUGGUGAAAGACCGAGAGACCCAGCGAUCCAGAGGCUUUGGAUUUGUCACUUUUGAGAACAUAGAUGAUGCUAAAGAUGCAAUGAUGGCCAUGAAUGGAAAGUCUGUUGAUGGGCGUCAAAUUAGAGUUGACCAGGCAGGUAAAUCAUCCGAAAACAGAUCCCGUGGAUAUAGAGGGGGUUCAUCAGGUGGCAGAGGCUUUUUCCGUGGAGGCAGAGGUCGAGGGGGCCGUGGCUUCUCUAGAGGAGGUGGAGACAGAGGCUAUGGAGGAAGCAGAUUUGAUUCCAGAAGUGGUGGAUAUAAUGGAUCUAGAGACUACUAUAGCAGCAGCAGGAAUCAAGGUGGCUAUGGUGACAGGUCUUCAGGAGGGUCCUACAGAGACAACUAUGACAGUUACGCUACACACAACGAGUAAAAAUCCUUCCUGACUCAAGAUCGUCCUUCCAAUGGCUGUAUUUAUAAAGAUUUUUGGAGCUUCGCUGAAAUCGUUAUUGUGUAGUACAUCUACUUGUAUUUUCACUUUUGUAGUAUUAUCAGUUCUGAUCUUGUCAAACACAGCCUGACAGCUUCUGAUAUAAGAUGGUCUGAUUAGACUUUUCUUUAAGAAAGCUCUGUUUCCAAGUGUUUUUAAUCUUUUUUGAAAGCACUACGGAUUUUAUUUUAUCCUCUGUGAUAAGCCAAGGUGUUUUUUUUAAAAGUUGUGAUGUUGGGGCCCUAAUUCAGUUUUUUGAGAUAGAAAAGGACCUUUAAUUCAAUGUUCACUGGAAGCUGAACAAGCUGUGGACUUUAUAUUUUUUUUUUUUUGAAAGUGCAUUACCUUCGUCUCUUGUAACAUUCCUUUAGUGUAGCAAGGUAGGCAUGCAGCCUGGGUGUAAAUUGGAAGGCAAACCACCUUGAUAUACUUAAAGAGAAACUUGCUUGUAUGUUCAACCUGCAUAACGGUAUUUUUACUGUAUGAUGUAAAUUACCCAGAAAUAGACUCUCGCAAACUUACCAUAAAAGAGGUUCUUGAAAAUGUUUAUUUAUAUUGUCCUUUUUUUACUGGAAGAAAUAUGCAUAUUCCAUUGAUAUUGUAUUUGAAGUGGUAAAGGAUUCUUGUAUACAGUUUUCUUUGGCUUUACGAAGCCUAUUAAAAGACCGUCUGAAAUGAACUCUGCUCCUGACAUUUACAUUUCAUUGCACAACACAGUCCUUGAAGAUCUGGUGAACAAACCAAGUAAUAAGGAGGAGGACUCUAGAGAAGAGAGCCUAGUGAUAGGAGUAUUAAAGCAAGCUAGACUUACUGACCAUUGGAGAGAAUGUAAUCUUAAGUGGUCUUGACAUGUGAACACUGUCAAGAUGUUUUCACAUACGAAUAGUCAAAUUGUCUAGUGACAGACUACCAAAAGUAUUGUAAUGACUAUCUUGUUAUACUUAAAUCAGCAAAAGUGGAGGGAAAAAACAGCUGGCCAGUUUAGUCAGAGGACAGUUCAGGAUUUUCAUAAAAUAAGCAGACAUUAAAAUUUGUAGUCUGAAUCAGUCUUUUGAGAACAAGUAGUUACUGGUUUGACACAGUGUUCCAAGGUAGACAAAUUGACUUAAUUAGCUAGCUUUGUCAUUGCCUUACAAGUUCUAAGAAUUCUCUGCUAGCGUAUGGAAACUGCAGUGUCCUUGGAGAAAAGAAGUGUUGUGCCUCCAACAGAAACCUCUGAGACGAAAGCUGCUUUCUGGGCUAGUUCAUAUGUGGAAAUAGUCCUGUAAUUCGAGGUAACUCCUUUUGCUCAUGUCCGCAUCCUUCCUCUUGUUGAGAGCUCAUUUGAAAGUCUAAUGUACCUGUGAAAUAUUCCUCUGACAGUUUUGGUCAACUAAUGGAAAAAUUUUAAAUCCAUGCCAUCUUUGGUUUGUGGCACAACUUCAGUUCCACAGGUCAGAGUUGGGCAUACAGUCAUGUCUUGCCUAGUAGGUAUGGAAGCAAGAUGGGAAACAGAAUUCCCUAACUUGAUUUGUGUUCAUCUAUUGAGACUCUUCCUAGACUCAUUAAGUCACUUAAUUGUAGCUUUCUUUACCAUCUUACUUGUUGCCAUUAACUUUCUCCCAUAGCCCACACUGUUCCUAAGCAGCCAUGUCAAAGUGGUUAACUGUCUCUGCUUAAGGAUCAAAUGAUAUAUAUUGGCUGGCAUAUCAAGGCAUCAGCCAGCCCUGGAAUUUCCCAGACUGUGCUUCUGUGAUGUGAUAGGGUUCAGCGAAUGGCUUGUGAAACCCUUGUAUAUGAUGUGACUUGUGUUUGGGGAGGUGGGUGGCAGUGUAAACACCGUGGUUGGAUAUGGCUAGUAACACACAUUUGCUUUACCAGGUUGAAGAGAAGAUGGACAUUUGAGCCUGAAACAGCAUUCCUGAGCAUUUCAUGAAAGCAGUACCAACAAUCAACUUCCUAAGCAGCAGUGAGCUGCAUUGAAGAGGAUUGAUACAGCUGUUGACUGAGCAAUGGAGUUCAAGAGCUUUGAGCAGUGUAUAAUAUCUGAUAUAGAUCAAGUGAACAAUCUGACUUGUAACAAUUAUAACUGAUAGAAUAAAUUGGAUUGGAAAAAGCAA
Gopherus evgoodei (Goodes thornscrub tortoise) is the source of this 2791-nucleotide messenger RNA. RefSeq names its product cold inducible RNA binding protein (gene CIRBP). Gene Ontology annotation, molecular function: RNA binding. Lineage: Eukaryota; Metazoa; Chordata; Testudines; Testudinidae. Gene Ontology annotation, biological process: positive regulation of mRNA splicing, via spliceosome. Gene Ontology annotation, cellular component: spliceosomal complex. The transcript has 8 exons. The record is from RefSeq and is a predicted model, not a curated record. The coding region runs from base 114 to 635 and encodes 173 amino acids.